This is a messenger RNA of Pipistrellus nathusii (Nathusius's pipistrelle), 1152 nucleotides long. NCBI's taxonomy places the organism in Eukaryota, Metazoa, Chordata, Mammalia, Chiroptera, Vespertilionidae. The record is from the annotation of a GenBank genome assembly.
AUGGGCGCCGCGGCCGCCGAGGCGCCGCUCCGGCUGCCCGCCGCGCCCCCGCUCGCCUUCUGCUGCUGCUACACGUCGGUGCUGCUGCUCUUCGCCUUCUCGCUGCCCGGCAGCCGCGCGUCCAACCAGCCCGCCGGGGGCGGCGGCAGCGGCGGCGGCGGCGGGGAGUGUCCCGGCGGCAAAGGCAAGAGCAUCAACUGCUCAGAACUGAAUGUGAGGGAGGCUGAUGGAAGAGUUUGUGAUGAAUCAUCAUGUAAAUAUGGAGGCGUCUGUAAAGAAGAUGGAGAUGGUUUGAAGUGUGCGUGUCAAUUUCAGUGCCAUACAAAUUACAUUCCCGUCUGUGCAUCAAACGGGGACACGUAUCAAAAUGAAUGCUUUCUCAGAAGAGCUGCUUGUAAGCACCAGAAAGAGAUUACAGUAGUAGCAAGAGGACCAUGCUACUCUGAUAAUGGCUCUGGAUCUGGAGAAGGAGAAGAGGAAGGGUCUGGGGCCGAAGCUCACAGGAAACACUCCAAGUGUGGACCUUGCAAAUAUAAGGCUGAGUGUGAUGAAGAUGCAGAAAACGUUGGGUGUGUAUGUAAUAUAGACUGCAGUGGAUACAGUUUUAACCCCGUGUGUGCUUCUGAUGGGAGUUCCUAUAACAAUCCUUGUUUUGUUCGAGAAGCAUCUUGUAUAAAGCAAGAGCAAAUUGACAUAAGGCAUCUUGGUCACUGCACAGACACAGAUGACACUAGUUUGUUGGGAAAGAAAGACGAUGGACUACCAUAUCGACCAGAUGUGAAAGAUGCUAGUGAUCAAAGAGAGGAUGUUUAUAUUGGAAACCACAUGCCUUGCCCUGAAAACCUCAAUGGUUACUGCAUCCAUGGAAAGUGUGAAUUCAUCUAUGCUACUCAGAAGGCUUCUUGUAGAUGCGAAUCUGGUUACACUGGACAGCACUGUGAAAAGACGGACUUUAGUAUUCUCUACGUAGUGCCAAGCAGGCAAAAGCUCACUCACGUCCUCAUCGCAGCCAUUAUCGGAGCUGUGCAGAUCGCCAUUAUAGUAGCUAUUGUCAUGUGCAUAACAAGAAAAUGCCCUAAAAACAAUAGAGGACGACGACAGAAGCAAAACCUAGGUCAUUUUACUUCAGAUACGUCAUCCAGGAUGGUUUAA